Cyclopterus lumpus (lumpfish) is the source of this 651-nucleotide messenger RNA. RefSeq names its product claudin 11b (gene cldn11b). The transcript is spliced from 3 exons. Gene Ontology annotation, cellular component: bicellular tight junction; plasma membrane. The record is from RefSeq and is a predicted model, not a curated record. NCBI's taxonomy places the organism in Eukaryota, Metazoa, Chordata, Actinopteri, Perciformes, Cyclopteridae. Gene Ontology annotation, molecular function: structural molecule activity. The coding region runs from base 1 to 651 and encodes 216 amino acids. Gene Ontology annotation, biological process: bicellular tight junction assembly; cell adhesion.
AUGGCGCACAUGUGCAGGCAGGUGGCCGGUAGCGCGGCGAGCUGCGCGGGCUGGGUCGGCAUCAUCGUGGCCACGGCCACCAACGACUGGGUCCGGACCUGCGACUACGCGGUGGCCACCUGCGUCCGCAUGGACGAGCUGGGCUCGCGGGGACUCUGGGCCGAGUGCGUCAUCUCUCCGGCGCUUUAUCACUGCGUGGCGCUCAGCCAGCUCCUCUCCCUGCCAGCCUACGUCCAGACGUCUCGUGCCCUGAUGAUCUGCGCAUGUCUGCUCGGUCUCCCCGCGAUGCUGCUGGUGCUGAUGUCGAUGCCCUGCGUCAGGCUGCAGAACGACAACUCCUCCAUCAAGCAGCGCCGCUCCCGGGUGGGAGGCGUCUUCUUCAUCCUCAUGGCUUUGUGCGGCAUCGUAUCGACCGUCUGGUUCCCCGUCGGCGCUCACCGGGAGGAGGGUCUGAUGUCGUUCGGCUUCUCUCUGUACGCCGGCUGGGUCGGCGCCGGCCUCUGUCUCCUGGGCGGCGCCGUGAUCCUGUUCUGCCGCGGCAUCGAUCCCGGGACCCCGAGCCGGGACAACAGCUUCUACUACUCCAGGCAGGGGUCCACGGCCACGCCGCUGGACACCCCCGUCAACCACGCCAAGACCGUACGAGUGUGA